AGAGUCACUUGUUAUUCUUUCUACUAUAUAUAUUCUGCUCACUCGGCCUUUUAGGCAAAAACCAUAACGUUGCUUAAUACCUUUCUAGCUUUUUAUCUCAAAGGCUAAAAUGUUUACUUACGCUUCCUUCUUCAAAAUUCUCUUCUUCUUCUUCUUUCGUUUCCUCUUUAGACAAUUUCGGAAGCCAAAAGUUCUUCGUAGGAGUUUUAGCAAUCUCCACUCAACUCAGAGUAAAUAUCAAAAGUAUCAUUCUCUUGUUCAUAGGUCUGACCUAUCAAACAAAACUUUGAUAUUCAAUGUGGAAGGAACUCUCUUGAAAUCCACUUCUUUGUUUCCUUAUUUUAUGCUUGUGGCAUUUGAAGCUGGAAGCAUUUUAAGGGCUUUUCUUCUCUUUACUUUGUACCCAUUCAUUUGUUUGGUGGGUGACGAUAUGGGCUUAAAGAUAAUGGUCAUGGUCUCCUUCUUUGGUAUAAAGAAAGAGAGCUUUAGAGUUGGAAGAGCUGUUUUGCCCAAGUUCUUCUUGGAGGAUGUUGGGUUAGAAGCAUUUCAAGUGUUGAAAAGAGGUGGGAGAAAGGUGGCAGUGAGCGAUUUUCCUCAAGUGAUGAUUGAGAGUUUCCUUACAGAUUAUUUAGAGAUUGAUUGUGUUAUUGGAAGAGAGCUGAAGUCGCUUAAUGGGUAUUUUGUGGGGCUCAUGGAAGAGAAAAAGAAAGAUAUCCAAGCUAUAGAGAAGACACUUGGAGUUGGAGAGGACAAGACAACUAAUCAAGAUGUUGUUGGCAUUGGUUGCUUUAACAGAUCUCUCGCUCAUCACCUGUUCUCUCAUUGCAAGGAAAUUUACCUGGUCAGAAAAGCAGAUAAGAGAAGCUGGCAAUAUCUAAAAAGAGACGAGUAUCCCAACCCACUUAUCUUCCACGAUGGUCGACUGGCUUUUAGACCGACCCCACUAGCUACCUUGGCAUUCUUCAUAUGGGUCCCUUUUGGUUUUCUCCUUGCAGUAUUCAGGGCUUUUGUUGCCUUAACUCUCCCCUACGGGAUAUCCAUCCCCAUCUUAUUGUUAUGUGGAGUUCGUUGCACUGUAUCAAAACCCAGAAAUUCCCGUUAUUCCCCUACAACCCCAAAUGAUGAUAAGCCCAAAAAAGGCCUCCUUUAUGUUUGCAACCACAGAACAUUGCUAGAUCCUCUGUAUCUUUCUUUCUCGUUGAAGAAAGAUUUCACUGCAGUCACAUACAGUCUCAGUAGGAUGUCGGAGAUACUAUCGCCAAUAAGAACCGUCCGAUUAACGCGCAACCGUGAUCAAGAUGGGAAGAUGAUGGAGAAACUAUUAAGUCAAGGUGAUCUUGUUGUGUGCCCAGAAGGGACAACGUGUAGAGAGCCAUUUCUGUUGAGGUUUAGCCCUCUAUUUGCAGAGAUGAGUGAUAAAAUAAUUCCUGUUGCUUUGAACACCCAUGUGAGCAUGUUUUAUGGCACAACAGCAAGUGGGCUAAAGUGCCUAGAUCCACUCUUCUUUCUCAUGAACCCUCUACCUAGUUAUACUGUGCAGUUGCUUGAGGGUGUGUCUGGGCUUUCCAAGUGUGAUGAAGGUGAUCAGAGAUCAAGAUUUGAUGUUGCCAACUACGUGCAGAGUGAGAUUGGCAAAACACUGGGCUUCCAAUGUACCAAGCUUACUAGAAAAGACAAAUACGUGAUCUUGGCUGGGAAUGACGGCUCAACUUCUUCUUCUUCUUCUUCUUCUUCCGCUGUCAAGCGCUAAUAUGCUCAAACACACGUCCAAAAUGUGUCGGGCGGAGACAAGAACAUUGCAAGUCUGCUUCUCACUUACUUUUCUUUAAUUUGGCGAUGUGGGCAGAUGGUACAUAGCAUUUUUUUUGUUUUAUUAUAAAUAUAUAUUAUUUU
Manihot esculenta (cassava) is the source of this 1893-nucleotide messenger RNA. RefSeq names its product probable glycerol-3-phosphate acyltransferase 3. Bases 110 to 1750 code for a protein of 546 amino acids. Gene Ontology annotation, molecular function: glycerol-3-phosphate 2-O-acyltransferase activity; phosphatase activity. Gene Ontology annotation, cellular component: membrane. The transcript is spliced from 2 exons. NCBI's taxonomy places the organism in Eukaryota, Viridiplantae, Streptophyta, Magnoliopsida, Malpighiales, Euphorbiaceae. The record is from RefSeq and is a predicted model, not a curated record. Gene Ontology annotation, biological process: cutin biosynthetic process.